Molecule: messenger RNA, 4105 nt
Organism: Limanda limanda (common dab)
Lineage: Eukaryota; Metazoa; Chordata; Actinopteri; Pleuronectiformes; Pleuronectidae
Gene: recql5
Product: RecQ helicase-like 5
Exons: 19
Coding region: 81-3140 (1019 amino acids)
Biological process (GO): double-strand break repair via homologous recombination
Cellular component (GO): chromosome; cytoplasm
Molecular function (GO): 3'-5' DNA helicase activity; nucleic acid binding; four-way junction helicase activity
Source: RefSeq, a predicted model, not a curated record
GUGAGUUUGCCCUCCUCGGGUGUUCGGGGGGCUCGGGGGGAUACAGACUCCGGAGAGGGUCUCAUCACACAAACAACAACAUGACUGCGAGUGUGAAAGCGGCGUUGAAAACCCACUUCGGGUUCGACGGCUUCCGGACCAAGAUCCAGGAGGACGUGGUGAGCGCGGUGCUGAAAGGGGACCGGGAUGUGUUCGUGUGCAUGCCCACAGGAGCAGGGAAGUCCCUCUGCUACCAGCUGCCUGCGGUGCUGGCUGAGGGCAUCACCCUGGUCAUAUCCCCGCUCAUCGCCCUCAUCCAGGACCAAGUGCAACGCCUGACGGAUCUGAACAUCCCCGCCUGCUCCAUCAACUCCAAGCUCCCAGUGGGCGAGCGCCGUCUGAUCAUGGGCGACCUGGAGAGCAGCCAGCCGAAGCUGAAGCUCCUCUACAUCACUCCGGAGAUGUUGGCGUCCUCCUCGUUCAAGCCGUGCCUGACGGGCCUGUUGUCCCGCGGCCUGCUGUCCUACAUGGCCGUGGACGAGGCCCACUGCGUCUCCCAGUGGGGCCACGACUUUAGGCCGGACUACCUCAAACUGGGUGAGCUGCGUGCGCGUCUACCUGGAGUUCCCUGCUUGGCCCUGACCGCGACAGCACCCAAGAAUGUGCAGGAGGACAUUCUUAAGUCCCUCAGGCUGCGCUUGCCGCUGUCCUUUGUUACUGAGGUGUUCCGCAGUAACUUGCACUAUGAUGUGAUCUUCACGGAGCUGCUGCCGAACCCUUAUGUCCACCUCCAUGCUUUUAUUAAGGAAGCACUGGCGCUGGACAGCGGGUCUAAUGGACAGGGCUGUGGGAUUGUUUACUGUCGGACCAGAGACGGCUGUGAAACGGUGGCUUACCAGCUGACCAAGCUCGGAGUCCUGUCCAAGCCUUAUCAUGCAGGUCUGAAAACGGGAGAUCGCACUGAGGCCCAGAAUGACUGGAUGCAGGGCAAAGUUUUGGUUAUUGUCGCCACCAUCAGUUUCGGCAUGGGAGUAGACAAGGCCAAUGUCAGGUUUGUAGCUCAUUGGAACCUCGCUAAGUCGCUGGCCAGUUACUACCAAGAGUCUGGGCGAGCGGGCAGAGACGGACUGCCCGCCUCCUGUCGCACAUACUACUCCCGGAAAGACAAGGAGCAAAUUAACUUCCUCAUCCGAAAGGAAGUCGGCCGCAGACAGUCAAAACGCGGCUCCUCAAAGGACGCGGACAAAUCAGCGAUCAAAGACUUCGAAGCCAUGGCGUCAUUCUGUGAGAAAGAAGGUUGCCGUCAUGCCAUCAUCUCCAAGUUCUUUGGGGACAAGGCGCCAAACUGUGCCGGCGCCUGCGACUUCUGCCGAAACCCUAAAGCGGUCCGAGCCCAGCUGGAGAAAGGAGGAAGCCUCAGCACCAGAACCGCUGCAGCUCAGAGCAGCGAGCCCACGGGACCGUUUGGCUUCAUUCCAAAACAGUAUGAAGGUGGAAGGAAGGGCUACGGCUUUGAGAGGUUCGAUGAAGGGGAGAACAGCGGCAGUGAAGAUGACGGCUCACACAGGAAAAAGGAGUUUUCCGACCUCUUCAAGAAGCAGAUGAAGAUACGGAAGGGAACUGACGGCCAGAGGGGAGAUUUCGUUCCUCCAGACGACAGCUGCCAGCUCCGAGAUGCCAGCAGCCAGAGGAUCCCCAGGCUCACUGUGAAGGCCAGAGAGCACUGCCUGUACCUCUUGGAAGAGGCAAUGAUUGACCACCAGGGGGCAGCAGGCACAUUCAUCUACGACCCUCUGUCCUCGGCGGCGGAUGUGGAACACGAGGUUUUCAAGAACAGCAAGUCUGCCAACUUGUACAAGGCUGCUGUGCUGAAGAAGGUGGCAGAAAUGAAGAAAGCAGCAGCUUCCUCGACUGGAGGAGAAAAGGGAAAAGACGACAAGACGACCAGCAGCGGUGAAGCUGGAGAAGUUGAGUCGAAACCCACAGGGGAAGCAUCCACCUCCUCUUCUUCCUCCUUUUCUGAGCAGCUGCAGGGGUUCACAUCUGCAUCUGAAGUCUACUCCCUGAAGCGUAAGAGGGUGGGAGCCGGCCUGAGGGGCUCAUCCGACCCCUUCAAGACCGCCAAGGAACUGCUGGCUUCCAACAAAGGGUCCGAGAGUGGUGGCUUUUACAAUGAUGGCUCAGGAGACUGCGGAGAGUCGUCUGUCGAGGGAAACAAGGCGAGAACAAAGACAGACACGUCCUCAGCUGUAACAUCGACCAUCAGAGACCGAGCAAAUGCAGUGGCUGCAUCCACAGACAGCCCGACGAAAGCCGGCAAAGCCACGAGCAAGAAGCAGCAGAAGCUGGAGGAAGCGGCAAAGAGUUCCCGCAACAUAUCCCAGUAUUUUGCAAAGAAGGAAACAACGGAAAAAAUCCAGGAGGAGCCACCGGAGCUGAAGGGACUUGAUGCUAUGGAGUCUCAAACUUCCACCUUACUCCAGCAGGAAGAGAUCAUCCAGCUGGAGGACUCACUUUCCAGUGUGGAAGCCAUGGAGGACAGUCCUGUGGAGUCCGAGGUUCAGGAUGUGACGCAGGAGGAAAGUAGAAAGGAAGUGAUCAUUAUAGCUGAUGAUGACGAGGAGGAAACGCAUCAAACAGAGACUUUGGAGCUGAAGCAGAUUCAUGACACAUCUCAUCAGGAAAUGAGAAAAGAAGCAGAAGAAGAAGCAGCCGAACCAGCUCUAAUACCAGAGUUGACAGAUGACAUGAAGGCAAACGGAGAGUCGUCGUCGUCUCCUCCGCUGAAACGCAGCCGGCCUCCAGAGGGCAGCAGCAAGAGAGUGACCUUUAACCCCAACGUGCAGGAGAGGGCGCUGCAGCCGGCGAGCGAGCCGCCCACGCCGCUGACGCUGAAGGAAGCGGCCGAUGUCGUCGUCCGAUACCUGGACCCGUUUUACAAACGGGGGAAGUUUGCCACCAAGGAGCUGUUCAAGUCCUUUGCUCGCUACUUGUCUCACCUUCUUACCCAAGGAAGGAGUCCGGGAAAAGGUCAAGUUAAAGCAGAAGCCAAAGCUCUCAUCAAGAAGUUCUUCAACAAAGUCCAGCGCUGUGAGAGCGAGGCCGACUGGAAGCACCUUAAAAGAUCGCCCAGCUGUAACGCCACAGAGAACAAGGCAUGAUGGGAAGGGGAACGUCCCUUUUUUUUAAGGCCAACCCCUUCACCUCCUCUUCGUCAGUGCCUCUUGUUUCAUCGAUCUCAGGCUUUGCCACCGACGCCUCGCGACCAGUUUCAUGGUCGAUUUGCUGCUAAACUUCUGCUUUCAGUCCAAGCUGCUGGUUCGUCAGCAAUCAAGCAAUAAAAUAUGGACGGUUACAGCCGGAGAUUGCAGAAGUAGAACGAUGAUGCGUGUUCUUUUAUGUCUCUGUCUGUUACCUGAAGGUUGUGUACACUUUGCAUUGCUGACGACCAACACUUGAAAUGACUGAACCUGCAGAAACAGACUUCAUCUCAGUGCAGUGAGGGAAUAUCGUGUAUGUGGCACUUCACUCUUCUUAUUGUCUCCUUUUCUCCUGCACUUGUACAUGUUUCAAGUCUCUGUGUGUUGAUAUUCAUACUGAGAAUCACUGGAGUUUAUCCUCUGGGGAUCAUGAAUGUCUGCACUACAUUUCUUCCAAAUCCACGGAUCAGGCCUCAUUCCGGUUGUCAGUGAUGUGAAGUGUACACACUCUGAAGUAAACUGGUGAAAGCAUAAAAAGCACUAUGAAUUAAACCAUAUUGUUCUGUGUUGUUAUAGAUAUUUUUUACUUUUAAUUGCUGCUCCAUAUUUUGACUUGAACUGCAGAACAGACAGCAAAGCAAAAGGGCAUAAAUGAUAGAUACUGUAUGAUAUAAAAGUCUGUACUUUAUUUGACUUAAACAUAAUUUGGUAGAUUUUUUUGUUUGCGCUGAAGGACGUGUGUUUUUCUUUUUAUCUGGAUGGUUUCUCGUGUCAGUGCCCGUCAGGUUUGUCUCCACAGACCAGAGGAAGAAAAACCACCAAAGAGUCAAACUUGAAGCAGCGAUGGACAAAGACUUGAGUCUGAGAACAGCCAUCUUUGAUCUGCUCUUUGCUGCCAAACGUUUACAAUAAAAUCUUUGCUGAAU